CGGGCGGACGCUGGGACUUUGCGGUCAACAGAACAAACAGACCCCGGCUGCUGCUGCUGCUGCUCCCGCUGCCCCUCCUGAGGUUCUUCCUUCUCCGGCAGCCAGCGCGACCGCGCCUGCAGACCAUUAAACCUCCAUCAAACACGAAAGGGUUUCGCAAAACGGCCGUGGGAGUCACAGUGACAUGGACAGCCACAGAAGUCACACACCCUGCAGAACUAACACUGGAGUCUUGCCUGAAGUGCCAAGCAGAAAAUGACUCAGGGAAAUGGAAUCAAAGGGACGAGCGAUUGUUGGCUCCACUCCGAGGACAGCAGCGGUUGUGAGCAGGCCAAAGGUAUGGAGUGUGACAACGUUUAUGAGGCCCGCGACUGUGAACCCAAAAGUGGGGGACCGGGGGAAGAAGAACCCAGAGACUCUGAGGCUGUAAGGGGGCCCGUCACAGCUCCAGAUGGCGGCUGGGGCUGGGUGGUGCUGGUUGCCACCACCUUGGUCCUGGCUUUGACCCUGGCCUUCCCUUCAUGUGUGGGGAUCUUUUACACGGACUUGCAGAAUGAUUUCCACGCCUCCAACAGCGCAACCUCCUGGGUGCCCUCCAUCAUGACAUCCGUGCUUCAUGUAGGAGGUCCCUUUUGUAGCGUGUUGGUGGAGAAAAUUGGCUGCCGAGGCACGGUCAUGUUGGGCGGAGUCCUGAGUGGGCUUGGAAUGGCUGCCAGCUCAUUUACCCAGUCCAUCACCCAGCUAUACAUCACAGCUGGGGUUAUUACAGGACUCGGUUUCUGCUUCAGCUUCCAGCCAGCUGUGACAAUCCUUGGACACUACUUUGUACGCCGUCGCACAUUUGCUAAUGCCAUGUCCUCCACGGGCACAGCCCUGGGACUGUGCACUCUGCCUAUCCUUGGUAACUACCUCCACACAGAACUGGGCUGGAGAGGAAGCUUCCUUGUUCUGGGGGCCGUGCUGCUCAACUGUUGUGUUUUCGGCGCAGUCAUGAGGCCGCUCCAGCCCCGCAAGCACAGAGGCAAGCCCCUGAUGAACCAUGAUCCCCAUCCAUCAGAGAAGGAAAAAGCCAGCAAGGAAAAAGGCUGUAUGAGGAUAGUAUUUAACUACCUGCGAGCCUCCCUGAGCAAACACAUGGCCUUUGACCAGUUGUGCAACAACCGACGUUACUGUAUGUAUUCCAUAGGCAUCACCUGGAUGAUGCUUGGGUUUGUGGUGCCGUUGAUUUAUCUGGUUCCCUACGCCACCGCAAACGACAUGGAGCAGGACCGGGCCGCACUGCUGCUUUCCAUCCUGGGAAUCGUCAAUAUUGUGGUUCGACCUCCAGUUGGGGUCAUUUUCAACAUGCCCUGGUUCAAGGGGCGACACAUUUACAUAUUUGCCUCAGCUUUGCUGGUCAACGGGCUCAGCAACGGUAUCUGCUGCAUUGGGCCAAGUUUCCCAGUGCUGUUGGCUUAUGUGAUAACCUACGGCCUGUCCAUGAGCUUGGUGGGCUCCCUGAUGUUUACCGUCCUCAUGGAUGUAGUGGACAUGAGCCGCUUCCCCUCAUCCCUCGGCCUACUUGCUGUCAUGGAGAGCGUCACGCUGCUCAUUGGGCCUCCUCUGGCAGGGAUCCUGAUUGACUACACUGGCCAGUACUACCACGUAUUCUUUGUCUGCAGUGUUGUUGUGGCCUCAGCCGCCGUGUUCCUCAUGGUGUCAUUUUACUGGCUGGACAAGCAGGAGAGGAGAAACGUGCCUCAGCAGAGUCAGUCGUCCCCUCUGCCUAACCCGGCCCCACCUGCUGUCGACAUAGCUCCGGGCUGCCAGUACAGCAGUGUGCCCACAGAGGGAGACAAAGACAAGGUGUCGACCAAGGGGGCAGAAAACAACACCAGUGUCUGAAGCUGCUCACACAGUGUAAUCUUGCCUGGUGCACCAGAUGGUGCAAAGUUUACAUUUCAGUGGUUGAAAGGCUUUGCACACCAGACCUGGUCUCAAUUUUUCCCUGUGAGAUAAACAUCUGCCAUCUGGUCUGCCAUAAAAGUUAGGGGGGAAAAAAUAUAUAUAGUUCUAUGAAUAAUUAACACAAUAUGAUCUCUCAGAAUCAGCAGAUGUGCACUUGCAACCACAAAGUGAUUAUACUGUUAAUUGUAAAAAUGCUGCUGAUCGUAUCCAUAGGAUCACGCCUUCAUACGUCAUAUGAGAUAUCUCAUUUUAUGCGAUCCUAGGGGAAAUCUUACCAAAAAAAAGCAUUUCAGAUGUGUACUGUUGAACACUGGUAUAGUCAGCUUAACCAUCAGUGUUUUAAUCACUUAAUUACCAUCAGUGCUUGAAGUGGUAAAAAAAACAAGUGCUGGUACUCCGCUUAUCCAGAUACAUGUCUGUAAGUAUUACUUCGUCAUUUAACAAUAAAUGAGGAAAAUCUUCAGUAAAUAAAAGACACCGUAAGAUGUAAGUAAUGUUCACAACAUCUAUUUAUUUAAAUAUUCAGUCUUUAUUAAAAUAAAUAACUUACUGCAUGUUUCACAUUUUUGCCAGCUCGUUAAGAUUAUCCUUUAAACUUUAUAGUCGGUGAAUAAAACUAAGCAUUAAUGAAAAUCUUUUAAACGCUUUUAAUAGAUAUUGUUCUUCUUCUGCCUUUAGGGGUCGCACACAGCAGAUAAUCUGCCUCAUACAUAUAAAAAAUAAAAACUCAAGACACUAGACUCAUGCGAGAAAGGGUACAUUUACAUUUAAGCAUUUAGCAGACACUUUCACGCUUGGAAAGAACUCCACAAGAUAGGAACAGUAGACUGAUAGAGGGUGAGAGUGCCGAGGUGGAUCCAAGUGCAGAAGGAGAUAGGGGAGGGGCUAGGACAGAAGAUGCUCUUGGAAGAGCUGGGUUUUCAAGACCUUCUUGAAGAUAGACAGGGACACCCCUGUUCAGGUAGUGCUCGGUAGGUCAUUCCACCAGCAUGGAACAACACAUGAAAUAAUAAUAAUAAUAACUUUGAUUUAUAAAGCGCCUUUCGCGAAACCCAAGGCCGCUGUACAGUUGAAAACAGAAGACAGAUCCAAAACACUAACAAACAAACAAUCAUGUGGCAAUCAUGUGUUGCUUUAACAGUGAUAUACAUGACUCCAGAGUUGGUGCCUGGGGAAUAGUCAGAGGGAGUGAGUUCCAGAGGGUUGGAGCAGCGACACUGAAAGCCCUGUUGCCAAAGCGGAGAGGAGACUGAGGUCAGCAGACCGCAGAUGACAAUCCUUUGAUGAACAGAGUAGUCGAGUAGUAACAUAAGCAUUUAAGUAGGUUGGAGCAGACCCAUGAAGCACUUAAUGAAUUAUGAAUUGAACAGAUAAAGUAAGAUAAAGUAAAUAAAAUGUAUUUGAAAUAGUAAAAUGACUGCAUACUGGACAGUACUGGCCCACUUCAAGCGCUGGUCGUGAUCAAAUAACAACUUAGCUGUAAAUGGGCGACAUCAAGGUGGUAGAAUACAAAGUAAUUAUCAAGGAAAUAGUUGUUAUUUGUUAUAUUUUUCUUAUUGUCAAAAAGUAAUCCUGCAUCAUCAUCAGGCCGCAGGAAUAUUACUGUACUGGGAAAAAUACACGUCGUAGACCAUGAUGCUCAUGAUGCUCUGAGUUGUUUCUCUCUGAAAUAUCCUGGUGUAUGAGGAGUCGUAUUAUACACAAUAGAAGGAUGUACUUUAGAAGAGGAUAUUGUUGUUUGUUUAUUUUAAUUUUCUUUCAUUCUCUAAAUGUCAUCCAGUUGCUACUGAUUUAAUUACAUGUCUUUAUAUUUCGAAGGUGUCGAUUUCCGAUGUGCCUCACUGAAGUGAAGGCGUCGAUGUUGAGUUUAAAACUUUGAGGUUGCAUUGAAAAACAAGGUUGUUCACUGUUGCAUGUAGAACAUAUCUUAUCUACUGUAAUAGUCAGCAUAUUAAUUAUGUUUCUGCUUCCAUGUGCUCUUUAUUCCUUUACGGAACAGUGCCUUUUUUAUAUAUGUAUAUAUAUAUAUAUAUAUAUAUAUAUAUAUACAUAUAUAUAUGUAUAUGUAUAUAUAUAUAUGUACAAAUUCUCAAAGAUCAUUAACAUCCACAGGGUAAUAUCAGACCCUUUCAGGAACACACAUUUCAUCACAAGAGCGCUCUGAGGAAACUUACACAUUUAUUGACGCUGUAAGUGAGUUUACCUGCAGGUCCAUUCAGAGUUUAUGUGACAGACUUGUCCUUCAAAGAGUGAACACUUGGACUAUCACAGCAACAGAAGACAUUUGAACAAAGCUAUUUUAUUCCAGAUGUGACUGACAAUGAUUAUACUGUACAUUUCAGGUAUAAGUAAAAAAAAAAAAAAAAAUGUAACCAGAUGCUCCUCUACAAUGAUAGAAUAUAUGAGUUGUUUUUUAGAGCUCGUCUUGCUUUGGGCCAAAUUAUACCUUUUAUUAUAAAUUCUUUAUUUAUGCAAAACAUAAUGAUUAUAAGGAAAAUAAAUGUUUGAUUAUCAGUCAUUUCUUUAUUGUUA
Solea solea (common sole) is the source of this 4479-nucleotide messenger RNA. RefSeq names its product solute carrier family 16 member 5a (gene slc16a5a). Bases 256 to 1884 code for a protein of 542 amino acids. Gene Ontology annotation, molecular function: monocarboxylic acid transmembrane transporter activity. NCBI's taxonomy places the organism in Eukaryota, Metazoa, Chordata, Actinopteri, Pleuronectiformes, Soleidae. Gene Ontology annotation, biological process: monocarboxylic acid transport; transmembrane transport. The record is from RefSeq and is a predicted model, not a curated record. The transcript has 5 exons.